AAAAGUUUGUGCCAAAGGAAUUAAAAAAAGGAAAAAAAAGAAUUAAUCCCAAAAGAAGAAAGAACCCUAGCCGCCUGAGGAAGGAACGCCCAGAUCGAUCCGCAGGCCGGCGACGAUGGCGACGGUUCGUUGUACACGCACCCUGCUCCAGCGAACGCAGGCGGCGGUCGCGGAGGAGGGACGCCGGCUCGUGCCAAGCAGGUUCAUGCGCUCGCGCCAGCUCUCCAGCCAGGUCUCCAGCGAGCAUGCUGGCAAGUCCCCUGCAUUGGAAUCUGAACUGGACAUGAAGAUGAAGAAGCUUGCGGCCUCGAUGGCUCGGUUGAAGAACACUCCAGGACCAGAUGCCUCUAAGUUGCGCUUGAUGUCUUACGGACGUGCGGCUAAUAGUGUGGUCGAUGGAGCUGUCAACUUUGCAAUUUUCUGUAUCAUUUCUGCUGCUGUUUAUCGUCGCUACAGCGAGAAGGGGGUAGAAGCCCAGGCUAUUACCAAGGGAAGCUCGUGAAGACAGGAUCGCAAAAAUGAAAACCAAAGCUGGCCCCAGCUUGUUUUCAAUUUAAUUAUGACCUCUGCAGUUUGGCUAGCUAGCACUAUGCUGUGAUAUUGUGUGACAUGGUAUCAUGUUAUUUAUAUGUCCUCUAUCCA
Molecule: messenger RNA, 642 nt
Organism: Triticum aestivum (bread wheat)
Lineage: Eukaryota; Viridiplantae; Streptophyta; Magnoliopsida; Poales; Poaceae
Exons: 4
Coding region: 116-502 (128 amino acids)
Source: RefSeq, a predicted model, not a curated record